Molecule: messenger RNA, 725 nt
Organism: Nicotiana tabacum (common tobacco)
Lineage: Eukaryota; Viridiplantae; Streptophyta; Magnoliopsida; Solanales; Solanaceae
Product: auxin-responsive protein SAUR32
Biological process (GO): response to auxin
Source: RefSeq, a predicted model, not a curated record
UCAGUGCAAGAUUUAUGCAGUAGAACAUGAGCAACAUCCCAAAAUCCUUAACCGAGUCUUCCUUUACCCUCUUUAAACUUGCCAUCUCGGCUUCUGAUCCUUGGCCUUUCUCUCUUGUUUUAUUAUAACCUCUUGUAUACUCUUUUGUCAAACAAGAAAAGAAGUCCCUCUAUAUAGCGGUUUAUAGGGUAUUCUUGUUUUUCAAUUAAUUCUUCAAUCGUAUAGUGAUGGGACAUCAUCAUCUGAAUUUCCAUUUUCAUGUGCCUCAAAUUCACUUUCAUCAUAACCAUGGCCAUGGAAAGAAAGAAUUGAAAGAUAUUCCAAAAGGGUGUCUGGCAAUUACUGUGGGAUAUGGUGAAGAGCACCAGAGGUUUGUUAUUCCUGUCACGUACAUCAAUCAUCCGCUGUUUAUGCAGCUAUUGAAGGAAGCAGAGGAAGAAUAUGGAUUUGGUCAUAAAGGUCCAAUUAAGAUUCCUUGUCAUAUUGAGGAAUUUCGACAUGUUCAAGGGGUGAUUGACAAGGAAGCUGCCUCUCACAAUCACCAUAAUCACAACCCUUGGUGCUUCAAAGCGUGAUUUUCUUAUUUUAGUUUGUGAUACUACUUUUCUACUCAAAAUUUUAUUUGUGCUUGCCUUUUCCUUUGUGUUUUCUCUUCUAUAAAAAAAUGUUCAUAUAUCAAAAUUAUGUUGAAACACGAUGACGGAAAUUGACUGAUAUUGUAGUAA